AUGAAGUAUCUUGGCCAUUUGCUGUCGGCUGGGAGCACAGAUCCAGAGCUGAAACAUUGCCUGCUCACUCAUGUCUGGGCAGAUGGCCUGCUGAGUACCAGCAUGGCACCAACCGAUGGAGCGAAAUUCUGGGUCAUGCUGUACCAAAAUCUUGACGAGGGAGAAAAGGCUGGCUUGCUGCGCAUUCUGAGUGUGAGAAGCAAACUCCAGGUGGCAAUAAACAACCUUCUGCGGGCACGCCGACCGGACAGGCAAUGUCUGGCUCGCAGUGACGAAGACGUCAAAGUGGAUCUGAAGGGUGUCCAUCGAAGCAUCGCCAGCUGCUGCCUUGACCGCAGUGGUGCGAUGGAAUGCCUGACCAGCCUCAUGCAAGUCAAGGACUUGCAUGUCUUCUCCCUGCUUGAUAGUUACUUCGGAGCUGCACCAGUCCACAAGGAGCGUUCGGAAAUACGCAAGGAAUUGGUGUCACGUGUGGGUUCCAAGUCGGCCUUGGGGUCGUUCUUGCACAUGCUGACAAGUAUUGGGAGUCCCAUGCCCCCUGAGCAAGGUGAUGCAAUAGUAACUGGGGAGUGUGGGGAUGCAGAAGCAACGCGAGAGUUUCUGGCCAAAGCAAGCAAGGAAGCACCCUCUCUGUUUGUUGGUUCGCUGAUUCAAAUCGCCAAAGCCGUAAAGGAGGGAAGCGAGAGCACAGCAGCGCAUAUGGUAGUGCUGCUGUCUCACUUGAGCACCAAGAUGGUUCAUUGCCUUGGCAGCGCUUCAAGAGAGCUGCUUCACUCUUUGGUCCCUGCACUGCAGCGAAUGUGCUCAAAACUGCCACCAAAGGCGGCCAAGGCAGCACUCAUGGCGCUGUCGGCAGUGGCAGAAAGCAGCGAGAGGACAGAGGUGCUGAGGGCUGUUUACACGAAUCUGGUGGAAGCACUGGAGGCCCCGGAGGCCGAGGGCAGCACAUCCUUGCCAUCUGUGCUGCAGGCACUGGGAGCACUGGGAAGAGUGGCUCCAGAUAUCUUCAAGGAGCGUGUGCACGACAUUGCUGAGUUUGUGCUGCAAGACUAUAUGCUGUGCGACUCUUAUGCCUCACCACUUUCAACACCAGAGUCAGACAGCCAGGGACAAUAUAGCAGCUGCAUCGUCCUCAAGGGACAGGCCCUCAAGGCACUGGGCGCAGGGUGCGUGCCAGAUAGAGGCAGCAAAACUGCAUCAGCGGCGGUGCUGGAUGCUGCAAAGCGCACUAUAAAAUUCUGCGAAGGACUCCUGCAUCCAAACGAAGACAUGACCCACCUGGGCGUUCAACACGAAGGGGAUGCAGGGCACCUGCGACUGGCAGCGGCCAGCACCCUCCUUCGCUUAGCCCGUCGUUUCAACUCCAACAUUCUGCCGUCCACAUAUGUGGCGCUGUCCUUAAUGAUCCAAGAUCCCUUGAUGGAUGUUCGGCAAGCAUUUUGCAUGAAGAUACGCAGACAUCUCCAAGUGCUGCAGGCCCAAAAGCUGUCUGGACAACGCUGUGCAAAAUUUGCUGCCUGCCUGCCCCUGGCUGCACUGGACCCGGCAGAAAGCAACCGAAUUGCUGCAAACAGGACCCUGCGAGAGUUUGUGUCUCGAAGACGCUCCACAACAGAGACCCUUGAAGGCUGUGCCAUCGUGGCGGCAUCAGGGGGCUCCAGCACAAUUCAUGAGCACCCAGAAUUCACCAUCCCAUACCUCAUCUAUUUGCUUGCACACCAUCCAGAUUUUCCUGGGGGAGAUGCUGUCGAUGAAAUGGGCUGUGAAGUGUACGACCCGUUUCAGGAGAUGCUGGCGUUUGGCCUGCUGCCCCUCCUUGUGGACCGCACCACUAAAAGAACGAGUGGCACAUACCCAGCGAUCUGCAAGCUGUUGCGAACCAUCAAGCGUGCCAGCGACGCAACAGAGCCAGACAAGAGCGAGAACAUCCGCAUUCUGUGCGACAUCGGCUUGAGCUUGGCAUCAAAGAUCGUGGAGAUGGCGUUGCAUGGCAAGGAACUCCGGGAGCAGCGGUAUCCAGCAAGUGUAUCACUGCCCAGAGCGCUCUACAAGACUGUUGAUGUGCACAGAGAAGGCAACAAGCACGAGGAUGGCAGUCACCUGCCGAAAGAUCUGGAGCUCAUUGAUGUUGACUUUCGACUAUCGAACGCUGAAUUGGAGACGCACCCCGGAAAAGAGAAUGUUGGUAAAGCGACUAACAAGAGGAGACGAUGUCGAGAGGAUAGCGAGGAAGAGAGAGAACAACCAACACCACAGGAACGCGAACCACGUCGAAAACGGGGAAGGAAGAGAGGCGCGGCUUGA
Molecule: messenger RNA, 2304 nt
Organism: Ostreobium quekettii
Lineage: Eukaryota; Viridiplantae; Chlorophyta; Ulvophyceae; Bryopsidales; Ostreobiaceae
Source: the annotation of a GenBank genome assembly